Messenger RNA from Osmerus eperlanus (European smelt), 896 nucleotides. It is a transcript of the gene mrps33, whose product is annotated as mitochondrial ribosomal protein S33. The transcript is spliced from 3 exons. Lineage: Eukaryota; Metazoa; Chordata; Actinopteri; Osmeriformes; Osmeridae. Gene Ontology annotation, cellular component: mitochondrion. Bases 204 to 524 code for a protein of 106 amino acids. The record is from RefSeq and is a predicted model, not a curated record.
UUCAUUCGGUGGAUGGGCUUUAAACUAUUCAUGGCAUGUCUGAAGGUUAGCUUGCUAGCGUAAAGACAACAUUAAGCAGUAUAUUUACGUAGCUUUAAAACAACAAUUAAGCUCCUAAAACAGAAACUCCAUGUGUGGAUUCAUUCUUUAGAGGUGUGUAUGCAUUGGAUAUAACAGGACUGUAUGUCUGACCAGAUACAGCAAUGGCCAAUCUGUCCAACUAUGCUGUGCGUAUGGCGCGCCUCAGUGCACGCAUCUUUGGGGACGUGGUGCGCUCCACGGACUCCAGUUCCAUGAAGGUUGUCCAGUUGUUCAAAGAGCAGCCCAUGGCCCAGAGGAGGGAAGUCUACGACUGGUACCCUCAGCACAAGAUCUACUAUGCACUGACACAAAAGCUGAGGUUCAUGGGAUUGUUCAGAGAUGAGCAUGAGGACUUCAAGGACGAAAUGAGGCGCCUAAAAAAACUACGAGGCAAGGGAAAACCAAAGAAAGGAGAAGGAAAGAGAGCUACCAAGAAAAAAUAAGAUUAACUUUGGUAUUGGACUAUUGUUUUACCUUGAGUGGCCAGAGUAAUGGCAUGACUGACAACCACACUCAUUGUGGAGGACAGGAGUCAUUCUCGAAUGAUGGGUCAAAUUGACUUAGUAGAAGUUUAACAGCUGGUCAAUGCACGCCUUGUUAGCAUAUGUUUGCAGUUGACCAAUACAAGGUUUGUGUACACAUAUUUCACAAUGUUUUGAUCUUAUUUUUUAUAUCCGGCUCAUUAUAAUCUGAUCAUGCGUGCCCCUGAUUGCACAGAGACAUUACUGUAUCAGUGUAUGUUUAUCAUUCUAAAAAGCUGUUUCCCCUUUACGGUCAAACCAUACAUUAACAUGUAAAAUAAAAUACUUCUGAGU